Molecule: messenger RNA, 876 nt
Organism: Aspergillus puulaauensis
Lineage: Eukaryota; Fungi; Ascomycota; Eurotiomycetes; Eurotiales; Aspergillaceae
Product: oxidoreductase, short chain dehydrogenase/reductase family
Exons: 4
Coding region: 1-876 (291 amino acids)
Cellular component (GO): intracellular anatomical structure
Molecular function (GO): oxidoreductase activity, acting on NAD(P)H, oxygen as acceptor
Source: RefSeq, a predicted model, not a curated record
AUGUCCCCCAUCGCCGUCUCCGGAACGCCCUCCGAGACCCCCACCCCAGCCAACGAAGCCAUCCCAGCCCCCGUCGCAAACCCGCUCUUCUCCCUCUCAACCCGCACAGUCGCCAUCACCGGUGGCGGGCGCGGCCUAGGCAUCGUCCUAACCAGCGCCGUCCUCGAAGCCGGCGCCGACGUCGCCUGCCUCGACCUGCUCCCGGCCCCCAGCGCCGAAGAAUGGGUCGGUGUCCAGAAACUGGCGGCCUCGCGCGGCCUGCAGGCAUCAUACAUCCAGUGCGACAUCACGGACGAGGCGGCCACGCAGACGGCGCUUGAGAAGAUUGCCGCGGUGGCAUUGGAGCGCGGGAUGCCGCUUAGGGGUGCGAUUACUUGUGCGGGGAUCCAGCAGAUGGUUCCGGCGUUGGAGUACCCGGUUGAUUUGUGGAGGAAGAUGUUGGAUGUUAACGUCGUUGGGACGUUCAUCCCUGCUAAGCACUGCGCGCGAAUCUUCAAGGAGCAGGGGACUGGGGGGAGCAUUGUGAUGAUUGCGUCAAUGUCUGGACAGAUUGCCAACCGGGGCUUAACAUGCACCGCAUACAACUCAUCCAAGGCCGCCGUGCACCAGAUGUGCCGCUCUGUGGCCCAGGAAUGGGGCCAGUAUGGUAUCCGUGUCAACACAUUGUCUGCUGGGUACAUCCGCACGGCCAUGACGGAUGCUCUCCUAGUAACCAAACCGGAGGUCGAAGAGACCUGGAUGCGCGGCGCCCUGCUCAACAGACUCGGCGUCCCUGAUGACUUCAAGGCGCCGACGGUAUACAUGCUCGCUGAUGGAAGCGGGUUCAUGACCGGUGCUGACUUGCGGGUUGACGGUGGACACUGUGCUUCAGCAUGA